Messenger RNA from Physella acuta, 1465 nucleotides. RefSeq lists its product as uncharacterized. The record is from RefSeq and is a predicted model, not a curated record. Lineage: Eukaryota; Metazoa; Mollusca; Gastropoda; Physidae.
AACAUGAAGAGAUAGGGAACAAGCAAACAUGGCUCUGAUUACGGUAGCAUUAGCAUUCCUGGGUGUCUGGUCCAUAUCAGCACAAGUACUACAUAAAUCAAUAGUACCGAAAAUAAUAAAGAGAGGUUCUGAAGUUACUGUUUUCUGUGAUUCUGAUCUUGCCGGUGUCCCUGAAAAUGACAGGUCUGAAGGCAUUUUUGCGUUGCAGCUGAUGUGGAAUAAAAAAUUCGUUUACUCGUUCAGUACCAGGUUUGGUACUGGCAUAACACCUGGUGUAAACACUCACUGGCGAACUAGGGUUUCUGGACACUAUCCCAAGAACAGUCGUGGACUUUUCGAUAGGGACAAAUUCAGGCUGGAACUCGAUAUGAUAAAUGUCAAACACGACGACCAAGGCGAGUUUUGCUGCUCUAGCUACAUCUGCAAGAACGGAGAACUACAACGGCCCACUACAAAACGUUGUGAGGAUUUUAUAGUUUCACAUCACUCUAUAGUGGAAGCAAGCUUAGUUGCACAAGAUCCAACUUUAAAAAUGAUUCACUGUACCGCUGAUCUCGCGGGAGUUCCAGAUACGGCAACAGAGAUAGACAGAGUGGAGUUGUUCUGGCAAAAUAAAGAUUUCGAUGCAAACUCCUAUUUUAAGUAUACAUUAACUACAUAUUGGUAUUCCCAACGGUACCCAGACUUAAAUUCAAUCAAACCUAAUGGAAAAAGUCACUGGCGCCUGCAGCGGGAUUAUGAAGACUUGAAGCCCAACAAGAGAUUGGCCAAAGAUGCAACAAAGCUUGGUAUAUUGAUCUAUGGACUACAAGCCCAAGACUCUGGCUGGUACUGUUGCAGUGUAAAUUACUUUGACAAAGAUGAUGUCAAUCGUUUAGCAUACAGAUGUCAUUAUUUAUCAGAUUCACGUAUUCAAGCCAUAAAACACUCCAGAAACGGGAGCUCAAUCAAGAGAGUUACCGAAAAUCUAAUCUUAGGGUUGCUGAUGUUUUCAUGGACUCAGCUACACAUUUAUAGGGGUGAAUAAUUUUUUUUUGUUUCUUGCUUCAAUGCCACUAAACACCUGGAAGUCUUAUCUACUAGCGAUAUCUCAUAGUGUGUUAUAAGGAAUCCAUCAAAGCCCUAACCAUCAAAGCUUUGAAUUUCAUUGGACACAAGAUCACGCAAAUUAGCUGAAAACAAUCAACGCUACCGUAAAGGACAUCUUUAAAAAACACUUAAUAUUAGAUUAAAGCAUUAACAUUUGUAAAUGCAAAUAAAUCAAGUUUUUAUUAACUUUUAGUUAAUAUCAUUAUUUAAGAUGUAAGAAGUGAACGUCUUGGUGUGGUGGUACUACGCUUUUGUCCUGUAAUAUUAGAAACACAGUCAAAGUAGUGCUCAACAUGUUGUGCCGGUCUAAUUAUUUUACGUGUUGUUUUUUAUUCUUGAAUGUAUUAUAAUGCAUACCGUACGUGCCUCAUUUAAA